Drosophila virilis is the source of this 1111-nucleotide messenger RNA. RefSeq names its product structure-specific endonuclease subunit SLX1 homolog. Gene Ontology annotation, molecular function: crossover junction DNA endonuclease activity; transcription coregulator activity; 5'-flap endonuclease activity. Gene Ontology annotation, cellular component: mediator complex; core mediator complex; Slx1-Slx4 complex. The record is from RefSeq and is a predicted model, not a curated record. Gene Ontology annotation, biological process: regulation of transcription by RNA polymerase II; double-strand break repair via homologous recombination. NCBI's taxonomy places the organism in Eukaryota, Metazoa, Arthropoda, Insecta, Diptera, Drosophilidae.
AGCUGAAAAUAACAAUAAAUUUUAAUUAAUUUGCUUACCACAAAACGAAUAUCACCCAACAUAAUUAAGCAGCGACAGAGAGUUUCAUAGUUGAAUUACGUUUUAAGUGCUACUCAAUUCCGUUUGUGUUUCACACGAGAAAUCACACCCAAGCACAACAAACAAACAACAACACCCGAAGAAUUAGCAAACAAACAAACUGAAAAAACGCAAAAACAACGAAACCCUUUCCACAACAGCUAGAAAAAUGGCCAAAAUGUACGGAAAGGGUAAGACGGCCAUCGAAUCGGAGGAACAACAAAAACGACGCUGGCAAAUCGAACUGGAGUUUGUGCAGUGCCUCUCCAAUCCCAACUAUCUCAACUGUUUUGUUUGCUUUGCAGUUCUCGCACAGCGCGGUUACUUUAAGGAUCCGUCGUUUAUCAACUACCUCAAGUAUCUGCAGUACUGGAAAGAGCCCGACUAUGCCAAGUAUUUGAUGUAUCCCAUGUGCCUAUACUUUCUCGAUCUGCUGCAAUACGAGCACUUUCGACGCGAAAUCGUUAACAAUCAAUGCUGCAAAUUUAUCGAUGAUCAGGCCAUACUACAGUGGCAGCAUUAUACGCGCAAGCGCAUCAAACUCAUCAACUCCGUGCAGGAGAAUGCUGCAGCAGCAGCAGCAGCAGCGGCAGCAGCAGCUGCACAACAGCAACAACAGCAGCAGCAACAGCAACAAAGCAAUGGCGGCAGCGGCAUCUUGGCGCCCAGCGAAGCAGCCACUGUCGCGGGCAUCGAGGCGGCCAAUCCGCAGCAGCAGGCGACGCUGCAGAAUGGCAACAGCUCUGCCGCGUCGACGACACAGUCACAGCAACAGGCGCGGGAGCCAGCGCCAACUCAGACUCAGGUGUUGUCCGUGUCGCAGCAGCCACAGCAGCAGCAGCAGCAACAGCAGCAACAGCAGCAGCAGCAACAGCAACAACAACAAAUGAAUGGACUGGCCGCUAGUGGAGCUAUGAAACUAGAAUUAAAUUAGCAAAGUGCUAUGCAAGAAAGAAAAACCAUAAUAAAUUAGACUAAGAGACAGAACACAGAAAGAACUUCUAGACCAAAUAACAAGCAACAGCAAACAAAA